UCGGUGGUCGCCGACAGCGACGCGCGCGGCAAACUCGCACACCACUCAUAACCUUAAUAACUAGGUUAUGUUCCAAUAAUAAAUAAAUAAUAUUCGUGAACAUAUAAAAUUAAAGUUUCCUAAUACAUAGCAAUAGAAGAUUCCUAUUCAAGUGUGCUUAUAUUUUAUAACGAUUUUCAACAAUACGUACAUCAAUAAACAUUGUCAAAACAAUGAUAUUGAUUUACGUUUCGAAUUAUUUAUUAAAUGAUUACUGUUAUCAUUACUCAAACAACUGUUAAAAGGCUUACCUACAAAAAACAGGAAUGAAAUACAAGCAAUGCACUACAUCAGCGUCAUGAAAACGAGAUAAUGAUAAUUAUUAUCAGACUCUUUAGACGCUUCGGCGCUUCCUCCUUCCUUCCAAAUAGAUUAUAAACUGAUCAAGUGACUAGUGCCUCUAUUUGCACAAGAUUUAUAGUAGCAAAUAUUCCAAUAGCCGUAUCUUAUCAACAAUAUUCGCCAUUCUCCAAAUAAGUUAACAGUAUUUCACUUCAACUCGAAUUACGCUUCAAGUCAUAUCAAGGGAGAGAAAUAGUAAUAGUGCCAAAGAUUAAAUAGUUGAAAAUGUCACACGGAGGAGUGAAGACCACGAAGAAUGGGAAUGGAGCGCAAGCGGAGUCGUCGAGAGAGGGGUCUGAGAGCCUGGCGCCGCCUCCCGACGGCGGCUGGGGGUGGAUGGUCGUGUUCGCUUCCUUUAUGAUACAUAUCGUCACCGAUGGCAUGACCUAUUCGUUUGGCGUGUUCUAUGCAGAGUUCCUGACCUACUUUAAUGAGGGAAAAGGCAAGACUGCGUGGAUCGUGUCUAUCCUCGUCGGGGUCACCCUUAGCUCAGGUCCCAUAUCAAGUUCGUUUGUGAACCGAUGGGGCUGUCGGUCAGUGACAGUAGCAGGGGCAAUGCUGUCUGCAGUCUGUGUCGUGAUAUCAGCCUUUGCCAACAACGUCACCACGCUGAUCUUCACGAUCGGAGUGGGUACUGGCGUUGGCUUCGGGUUCAUAUACUUGCCUGCGAUCGUCAGUGUUACGGUCUGGUUCGAGCGUUACAGGAGUCUUGCUACGGGCAUAGCUGUGUGCGGGUCUGGCCUUGGAACGUUCCUCUUUGCACCGAUUACAUCCGCUCUAAUAACAAACUACGGAUGGCGAGGUGCAAUGGUUAUCAUAGGGGCAUUUAUAUUAAAUUGUAUUCCAUUAGGACUAAUGUUCCGACCAGUACCUGAACGACCAAGAACACCCGUGACGGAACCAAUGUUACCACAAGAAAUUAAAUCACCACUCAAAAGAUCUCAAAGUACUGAGCAUGUUGUACGAGCAAAUGGUAAAAUAGAAGAUGAUGUAGCUAGGCUUACUCUUUCUCAGCCUGUAUUGAAUAAACCACAAGAACAAAAACCCAUAAGUUCACGUCACGGAAGUGGUAUUAUGCAGCGCCCAGAUGUGUUGUACCAAGGAAGUAUGACAAGUUUAGCGCGACUCAGGGGACCAUCCAUGGAAAGAUCUCAAGUAUCUAUGAAAAGAGAAGAACGAGAAACGCGAUGUGGCUGGCUUCCAUGUUCUGACGAGUUCAAAGUCGCCUUAUCAGAAAUGCUUGACGUUUCACUUCUUGUAGAUCCUAUUUUUAUAUUAUUUGCACUGUCUAACUUUUUAACUAGCAUAGGAUUUUAUAUACCUUAUGUCUACACAGUGCCUAUGAGUGAAAACUUGGGCAUAGAGAAUCCACCAUAUUUAAUCUCUAUCAUAGGUGCAGCAAACUUAGUAGGAAGAGUCAUUCUUGGAUAUAUAAGUGAUAAACCGUGGGUUAAUCGACUCUUAGCUUACAAUGUAUGCCUCACCAUAGCUGGAAUAAGUACGGCGUUGGCUAUGGCCUGUUGGGAAUUUUGGGGUUUGGCUCUUUAUGCAACUGUAUUUGGCUUCACUAUUGGUGCUUAUGUUGGUCUCACUUCAGUGGUGCUAGUUGAUCUUUUGGGAUUAGAGAAAUUAACAAACGCAUUUGGGUUACUCCUACUGUUUCAAGGAAUCGCUUCACUUAUUGGUCCACCUUUUGCAGGAUGGCUUUACGAUACAUAUCAAUCAUAUGCGCCCGGCUUCUACGUCGCCGGUGGCACCAUUUCCCUUAGUGGCAUUAUUCUAUUCUUAAUACCUGUACUCGAAAGGAGAAACAAUAGGAGUAAAUGGAACCAGAAUACUGACAUGGAGAGCAUUUAGCAGGAUAAGUUCCGAGGGACCAACUUUGAGUACCCCGUUAUUGUACUCAACAGUCCCUCGACGCCGUCCUCCAUCACCUCCUCUGAGGACACAUAUAGCAACAGGGUAUAUACAACAACUUUAGAUGAUAAUAUCGAUUUUAUGAUAGAAACUGAACAAAUUAGUGUGAUUCAUAACUCUAGUGAAUGUGAUGACAUUUUGGACGAUAAUCAAACCCAUUCCAAAAAAAAGUGAAUAUAGUGCGCGUAAUUAAGAUAUCAAAGUGUAAAAUAAUAAAUUAAAUAUUAUAUUGAUCGAAAAAUAUAUUGUGUAAAAUAUAGUGUAAUACAAGUAAGAUUAAGUGACUGCAACAAAUUGAUUAUAGUACCUAAGUGUUAUAAAGAAAAAUUAUAUAAAGUUAUGAUUUACAUGUGCGAUAAAGUGUGCGGUUCCUCCAACAUAUUUCACACAAAUCUUAUCAUAGAAUGUUAAACAAAACAUAUCUGUCAACCUAAUUUAUCUCGAAUAGUAACUGCACUGUAUGAUUGUUUGAGAUAAGAUUAUAAAAAAAUUAUAUUCAUCUAAAAUAUUAUAAAAAAUAUGAAUAUGUGUUAAUGUAUUAUAGUUAAGGAUUUCAAAAUCUGUGAAAUUACUACAAGCAAGGGACGGUGUAAAUCAUAGAUGGCCUUAUUGUGGACCAAACAUGUACGUAGAAUUUUACAAGAAAGAAUGUAAAUAGAUACUAAAUACCUAUCAGUAAGAUAAAUAGACAGCUGAGCAAAUUUUACAAAUCCAUUAAGUACAAUCUUCCUUAUUUUACUAUAAAAUGUAAGUUUAUAAAUCUUCCAAGUUUCUACUGGUGUUUGCCAUAAACAUUUUGUAUAAUAUUUGAUUAGACUGACUUAAAUAAUAUCGUACAAAAUUCAUCUUGUGUAAUUUCGACUGAUUGUUCAUCUUGAUUACGGUUACCUGAGUUUUAAGUAAAGUUACCAUUAUUAUAAGAA
Colias croceus (clouded yellow) is the source of this 3221-nucleotide messenger RNA. It is a transcript of the gene Mct1, whose product is annotated as monocarboxylate transporter 12. Bases 607 to 2238 code for a protein of 543 amino acids. The transcript is spliced from 7 exons. Lineage: Eukaryota; Metazoa; Arthropoda; Insecta; Lepidoptera; Pieridae. Gene Ontology annotation, molecular function: monocarboxylic acid transmembrane transporter activity. Gene Ontology annotation, biological process: monocarboxylic acid transport; transmembrane transport. The record is from RefSeq and is a predicted model, not a curated record.